Messenger RNA from Sebastes umbrosus (honeycomb rockfish), 3662 nucleotides. It is a transcript of the gene capn5a, whose product is annotated as calpain 5a. The record is from RefSeq and is a predicted model, not a curated record. Gene Ontology annotation, molecular function: calcium-dependent cysteine-type endopeptidase activity. The transcript has 13 exons. Gene Ontology annotation, cellular component: cytoplasm. Lineage: Eukaryota; Metazoa; Chordata; Actinopteri; Perciformes; Sebastidae. Gene Ontology annotation, biological process: proteolysis. The coding region runs from base 370 to 2283 and encodes 637 amino acids.
UUCGCGGUAAAUGCCUAACCGCUAACCAUUCGAGGUCAACGCAUAACCUUAAUUAUUAGACAUCAAUGCCUAACCCUAACAAAUCUCGCGAGAGUUCUCCCAGUUUGCGGGCUCCCUUCUAGCUACUACCAGCCUACUACCAGAUGAGUGUAGGCGGGCUUCUUGGAACCUGGAGCUCCUCCUGAGUGUGUGUGUGUGUGGCUUUACUUUGACGUUUGUCAACUAACGAAACUCUGGAUGAGAAGCUCCGCUCAUCACCGACCUGACAACAGAGAGAGGGAAUACAAAAACACCGAAAUCCUCCCGGGAGAAGAGAGAGAGACCCCGGGGAGCUGAUAUUUAACAUUAACCAAACCUUUCUCCAGGGUGAUGGUGGUUCCCUACGAGGGCCAGUCCUUCUCUGCUCUGAGGAGGCAGUGCCAGCAGAAUGGACGUCUGUUUGAAGACCCUCUGUUCCCCACAUCCGACCAGUCUCUGUUCUACCAGAGCAACCGCAUCGGCAGAGUCACCUGGAAAAGGCCCAAGGAGUUAUGCAGCAACCCCCAACUGUUUGUGGACGGCAUCAGUGCCCACGACCUGCACCAAGGCCAGCUGGGAAACUGCUGGUUCGUAGCCGCCUGCUCCAGUCUGGCGUCCAGAGAGGCUCUAUGGCAGAAGGUGAUCCCUGACUGGAAGGACCAGGAGUGGGAUAAAGAAAAACCAGAGUCCUACGCCGGGAUCUUCCACUUCCGGUUCUGGCGGUUCGGUGAGUGGGUGGAUGUGGUGAUCGAUGACCAGCUGCCCACGGUGAACGGAGAGCUGGUGUACUGCCACUCCAACGACAACAACGAGUUCUGGAGCGCGCUGGUGGAGAAGGCCUACGCCAAGAUGAGUGGAUGCUAUGAGGCGCUUGAUGGGGGCAACACAGCUGACGCUCUCGUGGAUUUCACCGGCGGUGUAUCGGAGCCAAUGGACUUGAUUGAGAACGGGUUCAAAGACGAUGAAGAGAAACGCAACGAGCUGUUCGAGAGAGUCCUGAAAGUCCACGACAGAGGAGGCCUCAUCAGCUGCUCGAUCCGGGCAACCACUGCAGCGGACAUGGAGGCCAGGCUGGCCUGCGGCCUGGUGAAGGGUCACGCCUACGCGGUGACGGACGUCCGCAGGGUGAGGCUGGGCCACGGCCUGCUGGCCUACUUCAGGUCAGACAAGCUCGACAUGAUCCGCAUGAGAAACCCCUGGGGAGAGAGAGAGUGGAACGGGGCCUGGAGCGACAGCUCUGAAGAGUGGAAGAAGGUCAGUAACAGUGAGAGGGAGAAGAUCGGUGUCACUGUGCAAGAUGAUGGAGAGUUCUGGAUGACAUUUGAUGACUUUAUCGCUAACUUCACAGACCUCAUCCUGUGUCGUCUCAUCAACACGUCCUACCUGAGUUUCCAUAAGACCUGGGAGGAGACCGUGAUGCGGGGCUCUUGGCGCCGCCACGACGACCCGCUGCUCAACCGAGCCGGGGGCUGCACCAACAACAAGCAGUCCUUCCUCCAGAACCCGCAGUACGUGUUUGACGUGAAGAAACCGGAGGACGAGGCACUGAUCUGUCUGCAGCAGCAAGACCGUAGAGCCACACUGAGACACGGACAAGGAGAAAACCUGGCUAUGGGCUUUGACAUACACAGGGUGGAGUUAAACAGGAUCUACCGUAUGCAUACCACCCAGCAGAAGGUUGGUGGGAGCACCUACAUCAACUCACGGUCUGUGUUCAUACGCAUCGAGCUGAAAGAGGGGCGGUACGUCAUCCUACCCACGACCUUUGACCCUGGCUUGGAGGGAGACUUCCUGCUCCGCAUCUUCACCGACGUGCCGUCCGACUGCAAGGAGUUGACUGUACAUGAGCCUCCACAGACCUGCUGGUCCGGGUGGUGUGGUUAUCCCUCUCUGGUCACUCAGGUCCACGUACUUCAGGCUGAUGGACUCGCAGGACAAGACUCUGACGGAGUGUCGGACCCCUACGUGAUCAUUCGUUGUGAAGGACAUAAAGUUCGCUCUCCGGUCCAUAAAAGCACACGCAGCCCCCGCUUCGACACCAAGGGGCUCUUCUACAGGAAGAAAGCCAACCAGCCAAUCAGCAUCGAGCUCUACAACCACAACGUGUUGAUGGACUCCUUCCUGGGUCAGGUGAUGUUGCCGGCCGAGCAAGGUGAAUUCCGGCAGACGCUCCACCUGAGGGACAAGGGCAAUCAACGUAACAACGACCUGUCAGGGACCCUCUCUGUCGUCAUAGUGACCAGCACGGGGCUCACCAACAUCUGAGACACACCACUAAACCGUCCAGUAAGCUAAAGUUUACCAGGUUACCGGUUUACCGCCCUAUGAGGGUAAAUACUUGGCACGAAUAGAGGGUUUACUUUAUAGAAGAUUACAUAAUCCAGCAGUAAGUCUGUGGAGAUCAGAGGAGGAGGAAACCUGAUUCUCUUGCUGUGUUUUAGCCUGAUGCCAUAAAUGUAUGUUUACAAAAUGAUUUACAAUACCUGUAACGGGUGAAAUUGAAUAUCCUGAAGACAAAUGAUUUCUAGCUAGCUUAUAUGUACAUUUACAUGCACAAAAUAUUCAUUUCUUUGACCUUAUUUCGAAAAGAAAAUAUUCCUACUAAGCUGUUUACAUGCCUAAUGAAAGGGAAUAUUCCACUAAUAUUCCCGUUUACAUGCAGCUGUGCAUACUACGAUUCAUGUAAAUCUUGGAAUAACAAAUAGGAUUUUCCACCGGUGCAAACGCAGCCUCCCUCUUUCAUUCCUUCAACCACUUUUUUGAAAAAGUUGGCGUUGUGAUAUUUGGGCAUAUCCAAAAACCGGUUAUGUAAGUCUUUCUAAUGUUUAAAAGUAGGUGUGUUUCUCCUGCCGACCAGAAAUGUGGGCUUUUCUUUUGGACAAAGUGUUAACUAGUUGGUUUGUGUACAACGCACAGAGCUGUCCGUAAACAGGCAAGAGGUCGUGGGUCGCAAACUGCCGUAAAAACCCCAGUUGAGACGCAUACUCUGAAUGCUCUGUAUACAUGUCCAAAUAAUGCUCCUAUAACCUCAAUAAUAUCGGCAUAUCCCACUUGUCUUAGGCUGCAUUCACACCGGAUCAGGCGUUGCGGCGAUUCACCGCAGGGUUGUGCGGCGGUGUGGGAGAGUCACUUUGACUAAUGGCCCAUUAACUGCAACGAUUAAUGUCAAACUUGAUUCUGUUUCCACUUUACAGAAAGUAAUUUGCCGCCGCAAUGCACUUUCCCCAUUCAAAAUUAAUAGGGAGACUCACGUUUUUGCCGCACCACUGGGUCUGGUUUGAAUGCUCCAUUCAGAAUAAGGCCUAAUUCAGAACAUCAAAUCAGAAUAUGCUGUUUACGUGACCCGUAUCCAAUUCGAACUAUUGUCAUAUUCGGAAUAAUAGUGGAAUAUUAGUGUGCAGUAAACGUUGUCAGUGUUUACAGUGUUCUUCAUGUUAUUUUUAUCAACCACUACUUAGUGUUUAGUUUGUUCUACUAUUUAAUAUCUUGUUCUAUUUUAGCUUUAUUUUAAUUUACUCUUUUUAAAAUCCUAUUCAAGUGUCUUUUUAUAUCGGCUUCUUUUAUAUCCUGUCUAUGUGCCUCUCAUGGCUCCUGUACACCACUUUGUAUUGCCUUGUUGAAAAUAAAUUCCAAUUUAUGUGCAA